Scutellospora calospora is the source of this 231-nucleotide messenger RNA. Lineage: Eukaryota; Fungi; Glomeromycota; Glomeromycetes; Diversisporales; Gigasporaceae. The record is from the annotation of a GenBank genome assembly.
AUGAGUCGUCAUAAUAUAAAUAAUGUAAAUGAUGCAGAUAGGAAUUCAGACUAUAACACUAAUGAUAUAGGUAGAAAUUUAGAUAAUGUGACAUAUUCAUUAUCUAAUUUGAUAAAUACUACCUCAACUCCUAAUAUAUCUGUAUCACAAAACAAUAGUGAUAUUAGUAUGCUCGAUAUAGAAGGUAGCCAAUCACCUUCCUAUAUAGAAAAUAUAAAUGAAGAGGAUUAG